Molecule: messenger RNA, 1474 nt
Organism: Protomyces lactucae-debilis
Lineage: Eukaryota; Fungi; Ascomycota; Taphrinomycetes; Taphrinales; Protomycetaceae
Product: nitrogen permease regulator 2
Exons: 1
Coding region: 77-1267 (396 amino acids)
Biological process (GO): negative regulation of TORC1 signaling; positive regulation of autophagy
Cellular component (GO): vacuolar membrane; GATOR1 complex
Molecular function (GO): GTPase activator activity
Source: RefSeq, a predicted model, not a curated record
AUCAUCUGAUAGAAUUGACCAGCUACUUUCACGACACCACUCUUUCAAGCUCGGAGUUGCUCACGACUGCGGCAGGAUGGCUGAAGCGGAGCUCUCUGGUUCUCCAAGCUUCCCUCGUAUGCUCGCCAUCUUCUUUGCCAUCUUUCAUCCAACGGCUGGACCUAGUGUCAUUCAUCAGGUACCGCACAAUUUUGUGUCGACCGGCACCGAAAGUACUGCUGGCAAAGUCAACUUUGACACCAUCUCUGAAUAUGUGAUUCCGAAGAGACAGCUUUGCGAUCGCAUGGUAGCCACAUGCGUCUCGGGCUACCGAAUACUGGGCUAUCCGAUACACAUGCUCGGAUCGCAUUACGAGCGGAAUGCAUUCAUCUUCAAUUGCUGCGUUGUCUUUGAUGAAGCGGACGAUGCAGCCAGCUAUAUACCGGUGGUCAAACGGCUCGCCAACACGCUCAAGAAUAUGGAGGAGCUCAAGGGCAGCUUGAGCACCGAAUCCGGCCGCGGUGUGGUCUACCAUGUCAUCGAGCAAGUCUUGGAGGACCUCAAUAACUAUUGCGAAUGCAUGAUCCCAAUCAUUGACGACGAGGUGACGCUCAACAUUAAGCUAUUUCCGAGUUAUCGUCGACCGCCCGUCAUUCGCGACUGGCAUGUACCAGUGCCGACCAUCAAUCUCAAAGGCAUGAUUGACCAGGAUUGGGAUCUCACGAUGCAGCGAGUCAUCCCCCAUAUUGACGGCGUCUCUUCUGUUAGACGCAUCGCCGAACUCAGCGAUGUCGAUCCAAACUUGGUUGCAAGAGCCAUGCAGCACCUCUAUUACUAUGGUUGUCUUAUAACAACAGACAUCUUUCAGUUUGGUGGCAUGUAUGCUACAACGCCAGAAUUGAGCCUCUUGACUAUUGACGACGGCAUGCAAGCUGAAUGUCUUGCCUACAUCUCGCGCGAAGAAGAUCUCUCCUUUGCCGUAGUAUUCGCGCUCUACGCAUCCCUCAAGAGUGGCAAGUCGCUGCGAGAGUGGAUCACAGUCAAUGCUGGCGGACUACAAGGCAUCGAUAUUCGUCGCUUCAUUACGUUUGGGGUCAUCAAGGGUUUCCUGUACCGAGUGCAUACCUUUCCUUACUUGGUCAAAGACCAAUGUAUCGAGGGCGAAGUGUCAGAAUGGGCUGAUGGUACACGUCAUCUAGACGAGCUCUCGGUCAUGCUCAAAAGGUCGCCAGUCGAUUUGCUAGCAGAGCUGAAACGUGCAGGCUCGCUGCAGCUCAUUUAUCGGUGAAGCAAGAACCAGGGGCAUUCCACUUCGUCGUCACCGGCCCAGUCAUCGAAACCAAAGAGAGUACCCUGCUGUUGAAUUGUGAAGCUUGGGUCAAGUUGUGCAUGAAAGGACUGAAUGAAGUCGUGGUUACUGGAUCGCUUCGGAUAAGCAAGCAGCGCAUAUCCACCUUGACGCACAAAGCGAGUCAGCAUCUUCGCAACAAGGUCC